AUUCAGCUAAUUGGAUUUACGAGAGAUGAGGUCAUAAUUAUGUACUCGGACGAAACCAAAAGAUCUUUUAAUUUUCAAAUUGUAGAAUCAAGUAAAGAUAUGACAGAUCUUAAAAGUGAGGCAGCUAACAAACUAGAUAUGGUACUUGAGGUUAGUGAAGUGCCUAGUCAAGGCAAUGACAAAUAUAAGGUCAAAUUUGAUGAACUAAAGGUGCUAUUGAACGAAG
This is a messenger RNA of Scutellospora calospora, 226 nucleotides long. The record is from the annotation of a GenBank genome assembly. NCBI's taxonomy places the organism in Eukaryota, Fungi, Glomeromycota, Glomeromycetes, Diversisporales, Gigasporaceae.